CCAACUCUUUUUUUUUUUUUUAAUAACAAAAGUCUUUUACAAAUUUAAUUUAUCCAAAUACUAUUUUGCUAAAAAAUAUUUCACAAUAGACUUUCACAAAUAUGAUUUACCAAAUACACUUGCAUUUUGAAAAACUCCAAGGACCUUUAUAUCUUCUCAAGGACUUUCCCAAAAGUCUUCCUAAUCGAACCCCACAUGCUGCAUUGAGAUAAAGCUUUACUCUUGUGGAAUACUCGCUCAUUUAACUAUCAAAAGCAAGUGGAUCUUCUACUGACUUGUUUAUAAUCUUACCACCGCCGAUCUCAGCUCGCAUUUUCCCGUAUUGUUUAAACAGGACUCUCAGAAGAAAAGCCAUAUCUGCCAAUGGAGGCAUGCCUUUACCUUUCUAUCAAGAAGUAGCGUGUGGGAUUCUUGCGGCAGCAUCAGCAUCGUUCGUCUUUGCUCCGAGAAUAGAAAUAGAAAAGCUUAUUGUGGAUGAUGCUGCUUUACCGGCUGUACAACGCGUGAAUUAUAGAAGCGCUGGUCACGCGUUCUCUUGCAUUGUUAAAAAGAAGGGAAUCUCAGCGCUGUGGAAGAGUCGAGACAGAGUGACGAUGAGCACAUUAAAUUUCACGACCUUCCUCCUGUCAUAUAAUCAAUCGUUCUGUUAUCUUAAGGAUUCUGUUCACCUUAACGAAUCAUGUGCACGCUUAGGGGCGACUCUGGUUUCGGGGCUCGCCACGCCGAUCUGCAGUAAUACAUUCAGAAAUUUUGCUGCCUUCAUGCAAUUCAUCAAAUCCCAGGCAGGUCAGAGGCCUCCUCCCAUGAGCUCCAUUGAUUGUGCCUUCAACAUCCUGAAGUUCGGAAGACAUUUCAAUUUCUUCUCAGGCCUCUCUGGCUAUCUACUCACUUGGUCGCCUUUUUUUAUGGUGCGAUCAGUUCUAUCGAUCAUGGUUCCAUCAGUUCUUUCGUCGUUCUUUUUUCAAGAUUAUUCCCCUUUUGAGUUACUAACUUCUGCAGAAACGCUCGUGCAGGCCCUCUCGCUAACGCGAGACUCGCUCCAGGAAAUGGAGGAGCUCAUCGGGUGGUAA
Molecule: messenger RNA, 1070 nt
Organism: Eucalyptus grandis
Lineage: Eukaryota; Viridiplantae; Streptophyta; Magnoliopsida; Myrtales; Myrtaceae
Product: mitochondrial uncoupling protein 5-like
Exons: 2
Coding region: 372-1070 (232 amino acids)
Molecular function (GO): oxoglutarate:malate antiporter activity
Source: RefSeq, a predicted model, not a curated record